This is a messenger RNA of Paramecium tetraurelia, 594 nucleotides long. RefSeq lists its product as uncharacterized. The transcript is spliced from 2 exons. The record is from RefSeq and is a predicted model, not a curated record. NCBI's taxonomy places the organism in Eukaryota, Ciliophora, Oligohymenophorea, Peniculida, Parameciidae.
AUGAAUUAGUAUGGAUUGAGUGAAAAAUUAUCAGAGGAACAGAAAAGGAAAUUACAUGAGUUGCAUCUCAUUUAAUAGAGAGAAUUGGGUGAAUUAAUUAGAAGACAUCAGUAGGAAUAAUUGAUGAUAUUUGAGCAAUGGAAAAAGGAAGAACAAGACUCUCACAAUCAAUCCAAAAAUUUUUCUAUUAAAGAUGACAAAAACUCCAUUUUCAACUACAAACCCUAUACUCUCAGCUAAUAUAAACUAUUGAAAUUGUAACCCAUUUUGAGAAAUCCAGGACAAGGACUGGGUCCCACAUUAUCGAUCGAGAAAUGGCAGCAGCAAAAGGAGAAAAUGGAUAGGAUGCUUGAAUUUGCAGAGCAUGUCAAAGCAGAGCAUAGACACUUUAAAUAGAAAAUUUCCAAAAGCUAACCAAAAGAAGUAACUGUUCGAUAAAAAGGCUUAGAAUUUGCAAGGAACAUCUUGAAACCUAUUGAACCUUCUCCUAUGAGAAAAAAAUCAAUAUCAAAAAAUUCAGUCGAGAAUGAUGAAUUAUUAGAAUAUGAACUGAGAAAUCAAUUAUUAAAAGAAUAGAUAGGUAAAAUGAAAUGA